GCUUUAUUCUAAGUCAUUAUAACGCCACGUGAAGCAACAAUUGCUCAUUUACGAUCAUAGCAUGCUAAAACAUUUCCUUCUAAAAUCCGUUAAGAUUGUUCAUCUCUGAAAUUGUGACUUCAUUUUUUGGGGUGAAUCAGGCUUGAAUUCAAAAAAAAUCUCAGCAAAAUCAUGGAGGGAAUAUUUGAAUCCAGCAAUUCCGAAUCCCGACACGACUCCCUGGAAACACUCCGUGGAGCCCUGACUCAGGCUCUACAUGACAUCAGCUCUUUGAAAACACAGCUCAGCCAGAGAGACUCCAGAGAGGCCGAGCUGAAGGGGGAACUGCAGGAAAAGGAGCGCCUGCUCAACAUUGAGCUUUCAAAGAGUUUGAAUCCACAUCAUGUCUGUCUUGAUUUUCCUAACGUGCUGGCUCAAAUGAAGAGUGAGGAGAACAGCCACGCUCUGGAGUCCAGUCAUGACAAAGACGAUCUUAGGGAAACCAGUGGAAGCCAGAUGUAUGAGCUGAAAGACAUGCUACAGAAGAAAGAAUGCCUCCUGAUCAAGGCAGUUCAGAAGGGACUGGCCAGGAACGUGGCUUACAACAACGUUCUAGCAUUGUUGUCUGAGAAAGAGAUGGAGCUGGAUGAGUGGAAGAAUAAGUUUGAGGCUUUAAAGCUGAGUCAAGGUGAUGUGAAGGCCAUGGAGGAGCUUCUGAGUCUUUAUCAGGUGAAAGAAAGAGGUCAGUUGGACCUCCUUCAGCAGAGGAACCUGGAGAUAGGCCAUCUGAGGCGGGAGAACAAAAGCCUGAGGGAGAGACUGGAACACUCCAGAGAGAGUUGCCUCGAUCAAUUCUGGCAGAGAAAGGAGGGUAAAAGUGGGAACCUGGCAGAUAAGGAAUUGAAACUCUGCAUGUCUGGAGACCAACGUCAGGUGUCACCUUUGAAGAAUGCUCUGGCACUUCAUGAAGUCAACGCUCUGAGGGAGCAGCUCCAGUCCAUAAAGGCUGAGCUGAAAAACCAUUACAGAGAGAAGGAGCGCUUUUUCAACGAGGCCUUGGUCUACAGUCAACCCCAAAAUGCCGUCCACGUUGAUGAUCCAUUUGUGGAGGAUAAGAAGAAGUUGGAAGUGAAGAUCAAGGCACAAGGCUUUGAGAAAAAGAGCAAUGGGAAUGAACAAGGCGCAAGGCAGGAAACAGGCGACUCACGGGUGCCUGAGCCGAACGACCUUCCCCGAGAGAACAACUGUCGGGAUUCCAACAAGGUAUUCCAAAGAAGUUGGGCCAGGAACGUCGCCUACCACAAUAUUCUAGCGCUCCUGUCCGAGACAGAAACUGAGCUGAUGGACUGGAAGAUCAAGUUCACUCUUCAGGAGACUCAGGAUGAGAGCAAGGCUCCGGAAGCGCUUCUGAAUAAUCGCCAGGUGAAAAGACAAGGUCAUGUAGACCUCAUUCAGAACUUGGGCCACAAGGUAGAGCAGCUGAGGGAUCAGGGUGAAAGUCUGGAGAAAACUUUAACCAUAGGAGAGAUGCAGGAAGUGCAGUGUGUGGACCAUGCAAACCAGGCUAUUAAUUCCCCAGUGCUUGAAGGAGACCAACUUCAGCUGUCUCUGUUUCAGGUUACGAUGAAAAACGCAGCACAGGAGACGAAGAAGAAGAGAAGACACAACACCAGGAGGAGGAAGCAGAAGUACGACCAGGACCGCGCCAAGAAGACCAACCCUUGAGCUCACUUCUUUUAUUUUCUACUCACAAGUGAUUUAACAGUUCAUACAGUUGUUUAUCUUGCUGUGUUCACCUCAGGAUCAGUCUGGCGUAUCUGCCCCUGGAGAUGUAUUUAGUGAAACUGUCACUGAAAAAAUUACACAGGGUCAACUCAUAUUGUUUUAACCUUUAACCCAGAUUCUUCUUCUAUAAAACUCAAAAUGUA
Messenger RNA from Synchiropus splendidus (mandarinfish), 1907 nucleotides. RefSeq names its product girdin-like. The transcript is spliced from 4 exons. The record is from RefSeq and is a predicted model, not a curated record. Bases 172 to 1704 code for a protein of 510 amino acids. Lineage: Eukaryota; Metazoa; Chordata; Actinopteri; Syngnathiformes; Callionymidae.